Asterias rubens (European starfish) is the source of this 3468-nucleotide messenger RNA. Its product is annotated as GATOR complex protein WDR24-like. The record is from RefSeq and is a predicted model, not a curated record. Lineage: Eukaryota; Metazoa; Echinodermata; Asteroidea; Forcipulatida; Asteriidae. Bases 117 to 2558 code for a protein of 813 amino acids. Gene Ontology annotation, biological process: positive regulation of TOR signaling. Gene Ontology annotation, molecular function: protein binding. The transcript has 19 exons.
CGUUCAUUUACGUCAUCAUCAGCAAUGAAUGUCUUUUACAUUGAUAAAAGCUAAACUACGACCCCAAGACUAGUAAAAUUGAUGUGAAUCAUCUUUGUAAAUAAAAGGGAUUCAAAAUGUCAAGAUCUGUUACAGAUGGAGUCCGCAGCAUUAUGGGUCACAUGACCAUGGGUGUCAAAGUUGAUGAAAGCAUCAACAAACCAUGCAUCAAUGCAAUUAGCGCUUGUGCAGAUACAUCCCAAAUCGUCGUAGCCGGAAGAUCAGUCUUUAAGAUCUUCGGUGUUGAGGAGACAUGCUUCAAAGAGAAGCUCGACCUGAGGGUGGGUCGGAUAACUCUGAAAUAUUGCUGCACUGACGUCAUGUGGCACCCUUCCAAAGAUAACAUUCUAGCAACGGGAGCAACCAAUGGCCAUGUGUGUACAUGGGACUUGAACAAACACCAAGGCAAUAAGCUUGACCAGGAGUUCACUGACCACGCUCGGACGGUCAAUAGAGUGUGCUUCCACCCAUCGGAGUGGUACAUUCUGCUCAGUGGCUCACAGGACGGCACCAUGAAGUUUUUUGACCUAAGAACCAAUAAGUGUGAGUCUACGUUCGGGAAACAGAAUGAGAGUAUUAGAGAUAUUCAGUUUAGGCCACAUAGUAACUACUUCACCUUUGCUGCAACAGCAGACAGUGGGAACUUACAGAUGUGGGAUUUCAGAUGGAGUGAUAAAGUUCUGUUGGACUACAUGGCCCAUAACGGACCAGCAUUCUCACUAGACUGGCACCCAGAAGAUCGAAACUUAAUCGCAACGUGCGGCAGAGAUAGGCUAAUAAAGAUCUGGAGGUUGCAAGACAAUGCCGAAAACAAGCUAACGGAAGAAGGCACCGUCUACUGUAUUGCGUCGGUAGCCCGCAUCAAGUGGCGACCGGAGAAGAAGUCGCACAUUGCUAGCUGUUCGCAGGUUGUCGAUCAGGCAGUGUGUGUAUGGGAUAUCCGAAGACCCUAUAUGCCCUUCGCCGUUUUCGAAGAGCACAAGGAUAUGGCAACAGGUGUGGUUUGGAGAGACCCUCACUGCUUUGUCUCUGGAGGUAAAGAUGGUUAUCUCUACCAACACAUCUUCAAAGACGCUAAGAGACCUGCAGAUAGCGUGUGUCCGGUGGGUGUGUCCCUCAAUAUCUAUGGCGACGUCUGCCAUGCCCUGAUGGGCAAUUCCAGCCAAACGGACAGCCAGAUGCUGGCUACCAACUACUCCAGUACACGCAACCCUAUGACAUUCAGGCGGAGGGGACCAGCGGGCUUACCGGAAGUCUUCCGUCCAUACCAGAGCUCUAUGUUGGUGUACAAUAAGAAAGAUACAAAUGCAUUUUCAGAUGUAUUCGUCGCUACGGCUCACAGAUACAAGUUAACUGGAAAACCUUUUGCUGAACUUUGCGAGCACAACGCCAAUGUUUCCCGUGAACUGGGCAGACACCAGGUCGCUCAGACAUGGAACAUGCUCAAGCUAAUCUACACGGAUAAUCCCAUUGCCAAGAAAGGAUAUAGUAAAUCUGGAUCAACGACCAGCGACAGUUUGAAGCAGACUGAAGCAGAAAAGGCGAGUAGUCAUGACAUUCAUGCGACAGCACCUCAACCGACAGACAACCCAACAGUGGAGUCCACCUCGGGACAAACAGACGAUGAUUCAGCCCUGAGCGAUAGCGAGCUUGAACCUGGACACAGGGCCGCCGCUGAGCCUCUCAACUGGCCCCAAGAUGGAGGUGCGGGCGUGACUGAUUUCUUCUACGGUGACCAGGUACGGGAAGAGGGAGAAGGGGACGCAGAUGAGAUGUUCGAGUACGAGAAUGGCGGAUUGAACGUCGACACUUUUACGAUACCCAAUGAAGCAUUCUCACAGAGGCAUGAAAUCCUUGACACUUACAGACCCCCUUCGCCGGAUCAGUCCCACUACAAACCCCGCAAAGAGUCUAUAUCAGCUGAACUACUAGAUACAGAACCAGACCCUGUUGGCCUUGGUAACCAGAUUCUGGUUGCCCCGGCAAUCAACCCCUCCGUUGCUAAGCAACUGCCGUUUCUUCAACUUUCUGUCAAGUUCGUGCCAAUAGUUACCGACAUGUUGUCUUUUUAUGCAAAUCAGGGGGAUGUUCAAAUGGCAGUUUCUGCACUGAUUGUCUUAGGAGACAGGAUUCAAGACAAGAUCAGUAUGGAGCUACAGGAGCAGUGGUAUAUGUCUUAUAUCGAUUUGCUGACUUAUUUCAAACUCUGGUGUGUCGCUAAUGAAGUAACUAAGCUGAGCAACCACACUACCGUUGGAUCCAUCAAUCAGCAAUCUACAACGGUUUACACCAAAUGUAAUAGCUGCAGCGGCCAGUUGGAUAAGUGCUCAUGGGCCUGCCAGAACAGCAAAUGUCGCAAACUCACAAACACCUGCUCCGUUUGUCAUCUUCCAGUGAAAGGUCUGUACGUAUGGUGUCAGGGCUGCUCUCACGGUGGACAUAUACAGCACAUCCAGGAAUGGUUGCGGGAAAAUUCAACAUGUCCGACGGGCUGCGGCCAUUACUGUGAAUACACCUGAGAAGGUACCAUUGUCUGGACCUAUUAUUAUACAAGCAUGUGGUCAUGGCCCUCGUUGUCAUGCACCACGCUCAAUUUGCCUGGAAGCCUCAGUUUUGGGUCGAAUUGGAAUGUGAACUUUGAAGGCGACCAAUGGCUUAGCUUCGCCUGCAGAUGAAAUUGAAGAAUUGGAAUGGAAUGUGAACUUUGUUGGUGAGCAAUGGCUGAACUUCUCCUGCAAAUGAUAUUAAAGCAUCGAACUGGAAAUUACAUCUGGGAUAUUGACAAUGAUGACCUCAGGUAUGACCUUUGAACUUCCUUUAUAUAACUUCGUUAACCUGUGGCAAUAUAAGGGUCAAGCUCAGCAUAGCCUCCCUUGGUUUUCAGUCAAGAGUUAGUGCUUUUCUCUGUGCCUGGGAAGGAUUGUCAACCACUCAGGCCCAAUCAGGAAUCGUUGACCAAUUACUGAUUUAGAUGAUGAAACGGUCUCUAUUCCUUGCCCAACCAGGAAUUACCAAUGCCACUUGAGACUGGUCAGCUUUCAUCCCAGGCCCAAUUUGGGAUGAUUGCAUGCACCCCCACCCUGCCCAUUUAUAGCUCGUUUAGGCAGCCAAUAUCAUUGUGCUGCUUAACGCUAAACAAAAUUACGUGCUCACUGUAGCAGACAAACUUGCUUAAGCGUUUACGCUUAAGCAAAGCGUAUUUCACAGGUUAGCAAGAAAAUUAUGCAGUCAUCUUGGAUUUGCAUUCUUACGUGAUUCACCGAAAGGUUAUUUGCAUGCCUUUUCGUGUGCUUACAGAUUAGUAGCGCUAUGAGGAGAAGGUUGCAUUGUGCCCCUGGUUAGGUCAACGGCCCAAGUCGAUUAAAGGCAGUGAACACUAUUGGUAAUUACUCAAACUAAUUAUUAUAUUAGUAUAAAACCUCACUUGGU